GGUCACCAACGGUGGCAAAACCACCCUGACCAACAGGCUCACCAAGGCGCUGCCCAACUGCUGCGUGGUGCACCAGGAUGACUUCUUCAAGCCACAAGAUCAAAUAGAAGUCGGGGAAGACGGCUUUAAACAAUGGGAUGUGUUGGACUCCUUGGAUAUGGAGGCAAUGGUGAGCACUGUGCGUGCCUGGAUUGAGAACCCAGUGAAGUUUGCCCGUUCCCAUGGGGUGAAUGUUACGCCUGGCUCUAAAGAGCCAGCUUCCAAAGAUACCCAUAUAUUGGUCAUUGAAGGCUUCCUGCUUUAUAAUUACAAACCACUGAUAGACCUCUUCGACUUGCGCUACUACCUGGCAGUUCCAUAUGAUGAGUGCAAAAGGAGGAGAAGUACACGUAACUACACUGUUCCUGACCCACCGGGUCUCUUUGAUGGACACGUCUGGCCCAUGUACUUGAAACACAGGAAAGCAAUGGAGGACUGUGGUGUUGAUGUUGUUUAUUUAGAUGGACUCAAGUCCCGAGAUGAACUCUACAACCAAGUCUUUGAGGAUAUUCACAACAAGCUUUUGAACUGCUGA
Molecule: messenger RNA, 574 nt
Organism: Nestor notabilis (Kea)
Lineage: Eukaryota; Metazoa; Chordata; Aves; Psittaciformes; Psittacidae
Gene: NMRK2
Product: nicotinamide riboside kinase 2
Exons: 6
Cellular component (GO): cytoplasm
Source: RefSeq, a predicted model, not a curated record